Molecule: messenger RNA, 4851 nt
Organism: Salmo salar (Atlantic salmon)
Lineage: Eukaryota; Metazoa; Chordata; Actinopteri; Salmoniformes; Salmonidae
Product: transcription factor NF-E2 45 kDa subunit
Biological process (GO): regulation of transcription by RNA polymerase II
Cellular component (GO): nucleus
Molecular function (GO): DNA-binding transcription factor activity, RNA polymerase II-specific; RNA polymerase II cis-regulatory region sequence-specific DNA binding
Source: RefSeq, a predicted model, not a curated record
CUAGAGAUUGGCAGAGAGAGAAACACAGAAAGAGAGAGAGUGAGCGAGAGAGAGAGCGAGAGAUAGAAAGAGUGAAAGCACAUGCACUCCCUAUAAUGGUCGGUUAAAAGUGGACACGUUCACCGUCGUCCUCACAAAAGUGAAUAUAAAGUCAUUUUAUUCAUCUCACCAGGAUUAUUAUGUUUCUACUGUGUCAUUCUGAAGAGUUUUGUCUCCCGAACACGUGUUGAAGACUCAGAGACAUGUUGCUCAGGUAUGUUCUUUCUCCAGCUUUUUUUCAUUGCCAGAUAAUGCUACUUCUUUCAUGUUAUAAAUAUACCCUGUUUUUCCUUUUUCAUACAUUCAUUAUUACCUUGUCAUCACUGUGCAAAACAGGUUCUCAAAAAUAUUAGAAGCAAUUGAUAGCUGGUUAUUCAACAAACAUAAUCCCCUUGACAACAUACAACUGACAAUCAAUUGCCACUAAAUUCAAAAAUUGUCACAAGCAUAUAUUAAAAACAUUAUGCAAAUGCCCAAGAUGAAGAACAAGCAUAUAUUUAUAAUCAAACUGUCAUCUUAGUAGCCUAUAUAUUGAGUAGAAAGUAUUUAGGCCAGAUAAAUGAAUGGCUAAAAUAAGUUAUCUCCAGUUAGUAAAUGACCUAUUCACUGUUACUCUUCAAGCCUUAUUUGUCCUCUUCAGGAAUUAGUGUCAUGGUUACCUACUGACCAUUUCUAAGAGAUUACUCUUCAGAACUACACAUUGCAUCCUUGUAUCUUGUCCACAGUACUCUACCUGGGUUAGCAUUGUUGCCCUUGCGCCUAGUAAUGUGAGUAAAAAAUGUAUGCUGAGUAGUAGGACUGUGAUAUUCAUGUAUAGUCCACCACCUUCUCACUCUGAGCUGCUUUUUGUGUUAAUGCUACACCUGAUGUAAGAUCUGUAAGACGUGGUUCAUAGCCAGGCCAGGCGACUUUAUCUGUCCCCUCAGUACUAGAGGAAACAGCCUUCACCACAAACAUAACAGUGGUUAUGGCAGGAUAUGAGUUACAAGCCCAUCUAUGUUGUUUAUGCUAUGCAUGGGAACCUGUAGCUACAGAUCACAGAGUAAAAAUACAAAGAUGGAUGACCAUGUAGUGGUUUGAUGAAUUAGGCGACUGGGUAUUUUGUGGGAUAAUGUCACAUCUUCGCAAUAGUGUUCAGGUGAGCGCCAUCACCUCCUAGCUGUGUGAGAGUGACAUGCGAAUGUGUGAGCCAAAGUAAUGAAUCACAUUUUCUCCUCUGAAGCAGCAAUGUAUCCUAUGUUGUAAAUGAUAUACUUUAUCACUAAGAUCUUUAAAUCAGGAAAACUUGGCAUAUACAGAUUGCUUGAAAAUAUUUUGUGUUGCCGGGGAGAUGAGAAUAAAAAAAAAAAACUAAAGUAAAUAAACAAUUGUGGUAAUGGAAGAUGGAAUGGUCAUCAUUGUGCUGUUGCAGAGGAUUCCUGCUCUGUUCCUGAGUAUAAAUAAGUUGCUUGAAUGAUGUUGAGUUCCAAACAAAGCCAGUGAGGAAUGCCAGUAAAUGCUGGACGAUGCAUAACUUAGUUUUUGCAUGUCCAUUGUUCAAAAGUUAGACUAUGAUCGCUCAUCAUCCAAAGUAUCUUAGUCAGUAUCUAUAGUGCCAACUACAAUACAUAAAACUAAAUAUGAAAUUCAUGUGUGGUACAAUGACGAUAAAAACCAGGACAGUGUACUGUCUGCUACUCUCAAAUGAGCACUUAUUAAUGGGAAUGUCCCAAUGUCCACUAUCCUCAUUACUGAUCCAAAGAGUCUAAACAGGGAUAAAAUACGUUAAAUCUUAUAAAGCAUUUUAAAGGUUAAACCAUUUAUAAAGGUUAUAAAACCCUCACUGACUUUCAAUUUACACUAAGAAGCAUAGGCCUGACUGCAUAGGCCCCAGCCUCUGCUGCAGAGGGAGCGCUGUGCUGUCUCCCAGCAGAUUGUCUUAUCAGUGACUGGCCUAGUAGCACCACAGCUCAGCUGAUAGGAGGGAUCCAGCCCAACGGAACUCUGUGUGCCUGGUUGUCGCAUGUCCUAAACAGUUCAACACAGAACAUCACCCAAACACUCAUCUAGUACAUGUAGCCAUCUCUAGUGGGUCUACCUUUAUGGUAUGUGCAUCUUUCUGCAGUAUGAAAUGAGGUGCGUGUUCAGUUUACGGAGGUGAUGAAUACACCAGGUUCUCUUCAAGGAUUGUAACAUGUAGUGUUUUUCUUAGAUGAGGUGAGACUUCUAUAGUGUUUUUCCUUUGUGCGUUAGCAUCCACGUGUUGAAUCAAUAGAGAGGAGUUCAGCAUGUAAUCAGUGUAUUCUGAUGGCGAAAUAAAAAUGAAAAAAGCUGAUAAUAAUCGUGGUUUCUGUCCGUCUGUUCCCGGAGGGUUCCCUGCAACCACAGCCUGUCCUGAAUGUGUGCAGCAGCCAACUACAUACUCCCACAGAGGAGACAAAGUGAGGGCUUGGCGAAUCCGGGCAGGCUGUGUGGGGGGGUGUCGAUGCCCACCUAUGCCCCUGGAGCCCGGUCACGUGGAGCACCCCACGACCCAGAGAUGGACCUGGCCUGGCAGGAACUGAUGGCCAUCACAGAGCUUCAGGAGUUUGAGGUCCCCCAUGAUGGCCCAUAUGAAACUAUUCAGUACCAUCCCACAGAGCCACCUAUAUCUCUGGGAAGUUAUAGCAUGGUUCAGUCUCACUCUCAUACACAGCCUCUCCCCUGUUGUGGUGAGACAAACCGUGAUGUUGCAUAUGAGGGAACCUACUCUGAAGUAAUGCCAGCCUGCCAGCAUCAGGCUACCAGUGAAUUAACUGAGGCACUGUACAGACAUUCUGGAACUCAUUCUGGAGCCCAGCUGAAUCCCAGAGUUCUGAACCCUCUACCACCACCGCAGAUGAACUUCCUAGAACAUAUGAGUCUGACGAGUGUCGGUGGUGAGGGGUCUGUUGGAAAAGACAAUGCCGGCCUCUCUCAGGGUCCGAGUCGACACAUGCUAGGGACUGAUCACAGGCAGGGCAAACACCAACCAUGCACUGUGGAUGAUCUGGAGUCUGACUCGGGCCUAUCGUUGGGGUCUAGCCCACCGCUGGCCUCACCGGAUGAUGUCAUGACUGGCGUACCUGCUUGUUCAAGCACAGAGGUUGGUCUGAACUAUAGUCACAGGGGGAUGGAGAGUAUGGGUGAGCAAGGGAGGAGAGGUAGCCUCCUUUACUCCUUGGAUUAUCAGCAGCAUCCUACCCAGUCCUACACCUACUCAGGGCCACACCCCUCUUACUUCCCUGUAACACAACCAUCCCAAAUGCAACCGCAGCCUCACUUCCUGCCUCCCAUGUCAAUGAAACGUCAACAGGGUUUACCGAGUGCAUUGAAUGACUUGCACCUUAACAGCUCUGUCAGCAUAGGGAGCUCUUCUCAGGCGUUUUAUGUAAAACCCAGAGGCAACCCUCCUUCUGUCCCUUUGAGCCGGGACGAACGCAGAGCUCACGCCCUCAAGAUCCCUUUCCCUCUGGAGAAGAUCAUCAACCUACCCGUGGACGACUUCAACGAGCUCCUGACCAAGUACACGCUCACAGACGCCCAGCUCGCCCUCGUCAGAGACAUCCGCCGGCGGGGGAAGAACAAGGUGGCAGCUCAGAACUGCAGGAAGAGGAAGCUGGAGAAUAUAGUUUACCUGGAGGGAGAGCUGGGUCAACUGCAGGCCCAGAGGGAUCACCUGGCCAGAGAGAGAAUGGAGUUCCAACACAACCUGGCUAUUGUUAAACACCGCCUCACAGACUUGUAUGCGGAAGUGUUCUCUCAGCUCCGGGAUCAGGAUGGACAUCCCUACUCUAUAGAGGACUACUCUCUACAGCAGACCCCUGAUGGGAACGUAUACCUGGUGCCACGUACUGACGUGUUGGAUGGGGAAUAAUGUAAAAAUGAAAUCUAUUGGACAGCUAUUGUAUACUGCCUCACUUUUUAUACACCAUUAUGAAAUGUUGAUACAGUACAGUAAGAGCCAUUAAGUAUACUGAACAAAAAUAUAAAAUGCAACAAUUUCAGAGUUUCACUGAGUUAAAGUUCAUAUAAGUUAAUUGAAAUAAAUCAAUUAGGCCCUAAUCUAUGGAUUUCACAUGACUGGGAAUAGAGAUAUGCAUCUGUUAGUCACAAAUACCAAAAAAAAAAAAUGGGUCUCAGGAUCUCAACAUGGUAUCACUGUGCAUUCAAACUGCCAUCUAUAAAACGCAAUUGUGUUCAUUGUCUGUAGCUUAUGCCUGCCCAUACCAUAACCCCACUAUGGUGCACUGUUGACAUCAGCAAACCACUCGCCCACACGUUGUCUGCGGUUGUGAGGCAGGUUGGGCGUACUGCCAAAUUCUCCAAAACGACCUUGGAGGCAGCUUAUGGUAGAGAAAUUAGCAUGGUGGACAUUCCUGCAUUCAGCAUGCCAAUUGCACUCUCCUUCAAAACUUGAGACGUCGGUGGCAUUGUGUUGUGGUUCCAAACUGCACACUUUAGUGGCUAUUGUCCCCAGCAGGUGCACCUGUGUAAUGAUCAUGCCGUUUAAUCAGCUUCUUGAUAUGCCACACCUGAGUUGGAAGGAUUAUCUUGGCAAAGAGUAAUGCUCACUAACAGGGAUAAACAAAUGUGCACAAAAUGAGAAAUAAUCUUUGCAUCUUAUUUCAGAUCAUGAAACCAACAUGCAUGUUAAUGUUGAAAGUGUAUGGCAGCUACAAGUUAGUUUAGGAUACUGUGCUCAUAUGUACAAUCGAGUCAAUAGUUACAAGUACAGUCAUGGCUAUGCUUGUUCUGGAUACAUUUUAUUCAAUGUUGUAAGAAGUGCCUUCAUAAAGUAUUUAUACCCCUUGA